Physeter macrocephalus (sperm whale) is the source of this 1033-nucleotide messenger RNA. RefSeq names its product BICD family-like cargo adapter 1. Bases 128 to 1033 code for a protein of 301 amino acids. Gene Ontology annotation, biological process: Golgi to secretory granule transport; vesicle transport along microtubule. The record is from RefSeq and is a predicted model, not a curated record. Lineage: Eukaryota; Metazoa; Chordata; Mammalia; Artiodactyla; Physeteridae. The transcript has 3 exons.
CGGAGACCCGGGGGGCGCGUGCCGCGGCGUGAGGAGAGGCGCGGGGCGGUGCGACGGGGCCCCUCCCACUUGCAGCCUGGCGCGCGCCGGCCGGGCCGCACCGCUGCGGGCUCCGCGCGCGCGGGCCAUGUCCGCCUUCUGCCUGGGCUUGGCUGGCCGCGCUUCAGCACCCGCCGAGCCGGACAGCGCCUGCUGCAUGGAGCUGCCCGCCGCGGCCGCGGACGUAGUCGGGAAUCCAGCCGCAGCCGCCGACGCCGCCCUUGUCUCCUUCCCCGGGGGCCCCGGGGAGCUGGAACUGGCGUUAGAGGAGGAGCUGGCGCUGCUGGCGGCCGGGGAACGGCCGUCCGACCCCGGAGAGCAUCCUCAGGCCGAGCCCGGGCCUCCAGCCGAGGGGCCCGAACUGCAGCCGCCGCCCGCCCAGGAUCCCGAGCUGCUGUCGGUGAUCCGGCAGAAGGAGAAGGAUCUGGUCUUGGCGGCCCGACUGGGCAAGGCACUGCUCGAGAGGAACCAGGACAUGAGCCGGCAGUACGAGCAGAUGCACAAGGAGCUGACAGAUAAGCUGGAGCACUUAGAGCAAGAGAAACACGAACUAAGAAGACGAUUUGAGAACCGAGAAGGGGAGUGGGAAGGGCGUGUGUCCGAGCUGGAGAGUGAUGUGAAACAGCUUCAGGAUGAGUUGGAGAGGCAGCAGGUUCAUCUACGGGAAGCAGAUCGAGAAAAAACACGGGCUGUCCAGGAAUUAUCAGAACAGAACCAAAGGUUAUUGGAUCAACUCAGCAGGGCAUCAGAAGUUGAGAGACAGCUAUCCAUGCAAGUCCAUGCCCUCAGAGAAGACUUUCGGGAGAAAAACUCAUCAACCAACCAGCACAUCAUCCGACUUGAAAGCCUUCAGGCCGAGGUGAGCCUUCCCGUGCAGCAGUGCUUGGAUGGAAAUGCUUUUCUCAUUGGAAGUGCCGUGCCAGGUCUUUUAGACAAGGAGCCCUCUGAACAAAAACCUGCUCUAUCUAAAAUCUCUAGGGAGACAUAUCUGUGA